AUGGCAACAGCAGGCCAAGGGUCUCACACCAAAGUGGAGCAGAUCUGUUACCAUGGGUCCCUCGCCGAGGUUCCCCUGGUUGACUGCGACAGCAAAACAAGCAUUGCUGCAACCCAGACAGCAGCGCAAGAUAUCAAGAACUCUAGUGAGAAACACUUCACUUCAGGGAAAGCCACUGUUGACAACCAUAUUGCAGUAAAACACACUGGUGUGAAACCCUACAUGUGUGGGGAGUGUUUCAGUUCAAAAGAUGAACUUUGUGAAGCGACAGUGCGGGGGACAAAAACCUACGCGUUUGUCGGCAGGCCACAGUUCUACAGCCCCCUCUACAUGGAUCAAGGUUCUCUACAGCCUAUACUGCACCACCUACCAAGCAUCCUCUCUCACAUCCGCUUCAACCUGCUGACCUCAGACGACACGGCAGCCAUCUUGGAACAUCCACUGGUCAGGGAGAAUCCUGGGAGUUAUACGGCCAUCAGGAAUAUGGUGCAGAAUGUAGACCCCGAUCUGAAACCGAGGCAUGGGAUGUUCACGGAGAUGGUGCUGCUGUUCAGAGUAGAGAUAGAUGAGAUUCUCUUCAUGAACCCCCAGGAAGGGAAGUACAUAAGCUGCAGUUAUGAUGAUAUUAACUUUGCUGAAGCCUGGGCCAUAACAGUCACAAGUAAUAAUGAUAUAUUCUUGCUGAGUAGCGAAUUUGAUAAAGAAGGUUACGAUGAAUUGUCCAUGUUAAAGUACAACCAUGCAGAGAAUGUAUGGAAACAUGCUGGUAUGUCAUCUGUAUCCAAUUCGCUGCAACCAGGAGCAACUCGUUACGAAAAGCUCCUUGUUGAAAAAGAUAAUCUUUUUUACAACCUUGGCGUUGAAACAAGAAUCAUACUUGGCGCCACUGGAUCAGUGAAUAUGAGAAAGUACAACCGGCACACAGACCAGUGGCAGGACUGUUCACAGCUGCUAAUUGAUGCAGAGUGGAAUUUUUGCGCUCCUUUGCUCUGCGGCCAACACAUAUAUUUCAUCAUGAACUCAGAAAUGCAUCGCUACGACCCGAGUCAGGACUCUUGGUGUGAGCGGACUCCGCCCAAACUCAUACCUCAAGUCCGCACAGCCGUUGCCAUAGGAACAGACAUUUUCUGCACAGAUCAUCACUUCACCCAGACUAUGGUGUACGAUACAGAGUUAGACCACUGGCAGAAACUGCAGGGCUGGCCAAACUCGAGAAACCUUGAUGUUAAGGUUAAGUUUCCCUAUUUUUUUGUACUGGAGAACCAGCUGCAUGCAUGGGCGACCUACGAUAAUACUGUACAAGGUUCAUCCAAUGACUAUCUAGUCUAUGUGUAUGACAGAUCUGCUGAUGCUUGGAGAGACUUGAAUGCCUCCAUACCUAAUGAGGAGUAUUGUGUACCUUCAUGUCAGUGCCCCGUGGCUCGUGUAUACCUACCUUAUCUAAGGAGAGCAUAACACAUCACAUCUUAUGCUUUUCAACGUUACUAUGUAAGAUCAGGACCCACAGAACAAAGCUGUUAGAUAACAUUUUUGUUUAGAUCUGAGAUUUUGGUUAAUCUCCCCACAAUGAAAGAAAUUUGGUACAAACAUUGCGCCUCUCUUAUAGAUAUGGAUACGGAUAUUUUUAUUACAGACGAGAUGUGUUUUGAAAUCUAACG
This is a messenger RNA of Branchiostoma floridae (Florida lancelet), 1658 nucleotides long. RefSeq lists its product as uncharacterized. The coding region runs from base 1 to 1455 and encodes 484 amino acids. The record is from RefSeq and is a predicted model, not a curated record. The transcript has 5 exons. Gene Ontology annotation, molecular function: protein binding. NCBI's taxonomy places the organism in Eukaryota, Metazoa, Chordata, Leptocardii, Amphioxiformes, Branchiostomatidae.